UCAUUAAAACCGAUACUUUUUAUUGGCUGCGUUGGGGUUUACAACCAAGGGGGCCGCCACUAUUUAUCAGUGGUUGCAUGCAAUUGGGAGUUGCUCACUGUUCAUCAGUGCCACCUCAGGAUGUUCAAGUUAGUGCUGCCACUGCUGUUCCUGGCACUGUCAGGACUGCAAGCUCUCCCAAUUGCACCUAUGAGAGAUUUGCCAAAGGAGUCAUCUACUUCCGUUCUCUCGGAAGACUCCAACAGCAUCAAACUCCUUCCUGAAGGUUUCCAACAAGGCACCGAGCCCUCCAAGAGGUUCUUUGACACCGGAUUGGUUCAAGACCACAUUGGUGAGAUGAGCAGGAGGACAGGUUUCAUCCACAAUCUUGUUGAAAAUGGUCUGGGAGAAAUAGAAACAAAACAUUGGUUGGCAGACGAGGUCCCUAUUGAUGUACCAGCCCAGAAGAAUGGAGACGGUUGGGUUCGGGUUGAGGAACCCUCUUCAUCUCAACUGCCAGAUGGUUUCAGACAGGGAACCGAACCUUUCAUGCCGAUCCCCGAUGGUUUCAGACAGGGAACGGAACCGUCUUUGUCGAUCCCAGAUGGUUUCAGACAGGGAACCGAACCUUUCAUGUCGAUCCCAGAUGGUUUCAGACAGGGAACCGAACCUUUCAUGUCGAUCCCAGAUGGUUUCAGACAGGGAACCGAACCUUUCAUGUCGAUCCCAGAUGGUUUCAGACAGGGAACAGAACCAUCUUUGUCGAUCCCAGAUGGUUUCAGACAGGGAACCGAACCUUUCAUGUCGAUCCCAGAUGGUUUCAGACAGGGAACCGAACCGUCUUUGUCGAUCCCAGAUGGUUUCAGACAGGGAACCGAACCUUUCAUGUCGAUCCCAGAUGGUUUCAGACAGGGAACCGAACCAUUCAUGUCGAUCCCAGAUGGUUUCAGACAGGGAACCGAACCUACAAUCGUUAGCCACAGCAGGAGCUUUAAACAGGACGCCGAGUCCUUUGUUUCCAUCCCAGACGGUUUCAGACAGGGAACUGAACCUUUUAUGCCAAUCCCAGACGGUUUCAGACAAGGAACAGAACCCGUUGUUUCGAUACCACACGGUUUCAGACAGGGAACCGAGCCAACUAAGUACAUCCCGCGUGGGUUUAGACAGGGAACGGAACCAUCUCUUCAUAUCCCAGUUGGUUUUAGGCAGGGAACAGAACCAUCGAUUAAAAACAAAGAGGGACAGGUCCGCUCCAGUUCCAGGCUCCAAACACAGGCAUGUAAAGGGGAGGUUGUGAAUGGAAACUGCUAUGAGUUCAACCCAACACCAUUAACCUUCAAAGAAGCACAGGAUUUAUGUCAAACUCUCAACCCACAAGCCGAGCUUGCAUCUGUAACAAGCGGAGACCUUCAUUCCCGCCUGGUUUCUAUGGUUACCAAGGGUGGUCAAAUCAGCCCACAGUUGACGUGGCUGGGGGCCGUGGUCAAGAACCAGCAGGGCUCUUGGGUUGAUGGGUCAGAGUAGGGCUACAGUGACUGGAUGCCGGGUCAGCCCAACAUUCACACCAACAAGCCAGUCUGUGUGGAGAUGUUUAAGAUAGAUGAAAGCUGGUGGACAGCUGCCGACUGCGACCUGAAGAGAGCAUCAAUCUGCUCAUAUCCAGUCGCGCCGUAAAAAAAACCCACCCCCACAUCUAACGAUUAAAACCAUAAUUGCAUCAUGCAUGUGUCUUGUCACUGUUGUUUACAAGGUUUCAAACACACCAC
Doryrhamphus excisus (bluestripe pipefish) is the source of this 1745-nucleotide messenger RNA. RefSeq lists its product as uncharacterized. Lineage: Eukaryota; Metazoa; Chordata; Actinopteri; Syngnathiformes; Syngnathidae. The record is from RefSeq and is a predicted model, not a curated record.